CACGCGCAGGGUUCGAUCGCUUCCAUCGCUCACGACGCGCGAGAUCGAUAGGAGGUGAUAAGGCCCGCGGACGCGGACGCGGACGCGAACGCGCGGCGGCUCCCGCGCCAUUCCCACCUUUGUUCGGACGUGUGUGUUCGGACGUGUGUGGGCGAAAUGUCGACGGAAGGCGACGAGGACUUCGACGCGCGGAUCGACGCGGAGUUCGACCGCGCGCGCAAAGAGCACUCCGAGGAGGCCGUGAAGCGCAAGCGCGGCGACCUCGGGUCGGAGUCGAGCGACCUGGAGAGGCAGAAGUUCGACAGCGGGAAGUCGAACUCGACGAGCCUCGACCCAGAGGGCGGAAUUGACGCUCGAGACGACGCGCCGGCGUCCGCCCGCCCGACGACGACGACGACGACGACGACGCACACGCAGACCGCGCCCGAGGCGACGACCGAGACGACCGAGACGGAGACUCCAGACGCCGACGCCGACGCGAACGCGGCGGCGAGGACGGAGCUCGCGCGCGUCCACCCGCGCGCGCAGAUCACGUGUCCGUGCACCGCCGACGGCUGCGAUAAGGCGUGCGACACCGCAUACACGCGACGGUACCGCACGUGCCGCGAGCACAUCGACUCCCUGGACGUCCUGCGCGACGGGCUCCACCAGAGGUUCUGCCAGCGGUGCUCGUCGUUCCACGCGCUCGCGGCGUUCGACGGGAGCCGGCACACGUGCCGGCAAGCGCUCGACGCGUACAACGAGUCGCGGCGGAAGAUUCGCAAGGCGGCCAAGGAGAAGAAAAACUUGGAGGCGGCGGGCGGCGCGGCCGCGGCGGCCAUCGCGGCGGCGACCGCGGCGGCGACCGCGAACGCGCGCGACGCCGCCGCCGCCGCGGGUCUCCUCGGCGGCCUGUUCGACGCGACCGCGCGCGCGGCGUUGGAGGCGGGCGCGGGACCGGGGGUGGCGCGACCGGGAGCCGCGGGCGCGGCGGGGCUCCUCGGCGGCGUCGCCGGGUUGGCCGGGCUCGGCGGGUGGGGCGGGCUGUCUGGGGUCGGUCUGAGCGGGCUGGGCGGGAUCGGCGGGUUUGGGUUUGGGUUAUCCGGCGUCGGCGGCGUCGGCGGCGUCGGCGGCGGCGCGACGGCGCCGCCCGCGGACGCCACCGCGACCGAGGCGCUUCUGCUCCGGCUGCGGCUCCGGCAAGCCGCGGCGAGCAAUUCCCUCGCGGAGCUCGCGCGCGCGCGCGCAGUCGCGGUCGCCGCGGGCGCGGACCCGAACGGCCAAAACCUCGCCGCGCUGACCGCCGGGGCCGCCGCCUCGGAUUCGCCCCGCGCGGAUCUCGUCGCGGCGUACCUGAACGCGUCGGCGCGCCCGGAGGCGGCGCCGGCGCCGGCGCCGGCGCCGGCGUCGGACCUCGGCCUCGCGCUGCAUCGCGCCGCGGCGCUGCGCGCCGCGCAGUCUCAUGCGACGAUCGACCCCGCGGUGGCCGCGUACGCGUCCGAGCUUCAGUGGCAGCUCGCCAGCGCGCGAGAAACGCAGAUGGCGACGCAGAUGGAGACGCAGAUGGAGCUUCAGGCGGCGGCGGGGGCCGCGGGCACCGCCGCGACGGGCGCGGGCGCGGGCGCGGGCGCGGGCGCGGACGGCGCCGGCGGGCGCUGAUUUGAUGGUGGCGAUCGCGAGGAGGAAGUCGAUUCGGUCGCGCGGCGGGCGACCGGAGUGAAUGGUGAACGCGUCGCCUUGUUCAUUCUUUUCCGAAGGGUGGGUCGUGGUCGUUGGCCCGCGGGCUGAAACUGGCCAGGAUUCGACCCGACCCCAACCCUUCCUUGUAUAUCUUCCCGACGAUAGUCGUAGGUUUCAUGUCUAAAUGUGUAUAAAAAAGUGAAGUCAUCGCGUG
Molecule: messenger RNA, 1873 nt
Organism: Micromonas pusilla CCMP1545
Lineage: Eukaryota; Viridiplantae; Chlorophyta; Mamiellophyceae; Mamiellales; Mamiellaceae
Exons: 1
Coding region: 157-1638 (493 amino acids)
Cellular component (GO): nucleus
Molecular function (GO): DNA binding
Source: RefSeq, a predicted model, not a curated record